UUUAUAAAUAGCCACAAGGACAAGAUUGUUUUUGGACAUGGUAAUGUUCGAAUGAAAUAACUGAAAAUAGUUUAAAUAAGAGAAAUGACAUAUGAUCGAGAUGCUAUCAACCACUGCCAUGGGAUGGCCUCAAUCUUGCGCGUCUGACUUAGAGCCGAAGUCAAAUGACACAACAUGAAACACACAUAGAGGAGAUGGAAGCUGCAAAUUAUAGACAAAUUCACCAAGGAUGGAGAAAACGCCACCACUGUGGAGAACAACGCACAAGCGUCGUCGCCGUGAUAGCCGAGCAAAGUCAGCCAAGGAUUUCUCUCCAUCCCGUUGAGGGUUUUGGGGGUUAGUGGUUAGGGUGUGGGGAUGCUGGCGCAUACAACCAGGAGAGUUGCGGAGGCCGGAGGGGGUUGUAGGGCGAGCCUAUGGCGCCGAUGGUGCCAUGUCCGCGUUAGCCCGAGGAAGACUGACCCGGGCCGCUACUCUCUAAGGGCCAACGUUGGAUUUGGGACGCCAUGUGCCGCCCAGCACCAGAUCCGGCCGGGGGCUACUCCCUCAUCCUAUAGCAGCAUGUGCCAUGGUGUCGGAGCAGAUGCAGCUGGAUAUGAGCAUGGGGAGCCGCCGACGAGGAGAGAUCGUUGUCGACUCGCCUCCGCCGUCCGUCGCGAGAUGGAAGAAGAUCAAAGUUUCGUGGACAUGUUGAGUUUUGGUGGCACACUACAACUGCCUUGUAGUCCACUUGAAAAGCAAGAGGUGCCAGCAACUCAAGAAUCUUCUGCAGUUGUGAAAGCAAAAUUCACGAAAGGAAAACAUUGGUCUCGUGAUGAGGACAAGGUGGAUGCAGUGAUUGGCACAGAUCAACAAUCAAGUUUAUAUUGGGGUAGGAUUUCAGAGUACUACAACACGAACAAGAAUUCGUCAUGGCCAGAGCGUAAUCCGAAUGCAAUCAAUUGUCGUUGGAACACUAUCCGGGAACAGACCAAUAAGUUCUGUGGAUAUUUCCAGCAGAUUAUUAAUAGAAAUUGUAGUGGGCAGACUACUGAUCAGAAGUUAUGUACCUAUCUUUUCAAUUCAAUUGUAAAAUUCUAUGUCUUAUGUGGAAGUUUUACCUAUCACAAUUUUUUGUGCAGCAAGCCGAGGCACAUCUUUUGUACAAGACCAAAGAUCCUAAAGGCAUUGCUAUUUACAUUUUUUUUGCGAAUAAGGAGAAUUUCAUUGCAUCGGGUAAGGGUUACAUCAUUCCGUCGAAGCCAACAAGAGGUUUGUCAGCUAGUCCUGGCACAAGAGGUUUGUCAGCUAGUCCUGGCAAAAGCCGCCAGAUCAUGACUAACCCUAUUCUGCGAAUGAUGAAUUUUGCUACUCCCUUCAUUCCUUACAGAAAGAUGACAUAGUUUUGUCGAUUUUCAAAAAAAUGAUCAGUUUAUAAAAAAAUUACCAAGAUCUAUAAAAUCAAAUAAAUAUGUUUUAUGAUGGAUUUCUUUACACUUCUAAAGAUUUGAGUUGGUGGUCGCGAGUUCACUCCAACAAGACCAUCCCUUAAUGGCUACAAAAUCAUCUAAUUGCCACUCAUUUUAUA
Molecule: messenger RNA, 1567 nt
Organism: Brachypodium distachyon (stiff brome)
Lineage: Eukaryota; Viridiplantae; Streptophyta; Magnoliopsida; Poales; Poaceae
Exons: 3
Coding region: 358-1317 (319 amino acids)
Source: RefSeq, a predicted model, not a curated record